Messenger RNA from Wyeomyia smithii (pitcher-plant mosquito), 972 nucleotides. RefSeq lists its product as uncharacterized. Lineage: Eukaryota; Metazoa; Arthropoda; Insecta; Diptera; Culicidae. The transcript has 4 exons. The coding region runs from base 202 to 789 and encodes 195 amino acids. The record is from RefSeq and is a predicted model, not a curated record.
AAUCUUCUUUAUAUCUUAAUAUCUGCACAUAUAAAUUUACUAGAGGAAGCAAGAGAGGUAUCCUUUCCAAUCGUUUGUAUUGAUGAAAACCUAGCUCAGAAUGCCGACAAUUGCAUAGAUCUUGCGAAGCGAGAAAUUUUGGACAAAUUGGAUAAAAUUAAGGGGGAAGUUCGGAAAUCGAUAGUAGAUGCCGUUAGAAGUAUGUUCGUAAAAACAGUAGCUACUUUGAAAAGCGACCUGGAAACUAAAUUGGCAUUCAUGCAACAGGGUUCAAUGACAGUAACUCUUGUUCAUAACUUUCAAUUCGAGCCAGUCAAAUCAAUUUCGAAUUUAAAAAAUUUGGAACAAAAUUUGGAAAAUUCAGAGUAUAUGGAGAAGUUUUACAACUAUUUGAAAUCUGUAAUUGGACCGCAAGGUGAUCCUUGCAAUGGGCUCAAUGUAUGCUACGAUUUAAUUGACAACAUCUUCGAACGGAAAUUUAUGGUUUUGUUUUCUUGGACGGGUACGAGCCGAAGCGAGCAACCAAAAUAUGCUAUCAGAGAAUUUAGAAACAUUCUCAGCGCUUUUUUUACUAUAGUGAAAAGUGUAAACAAUAAUUUUUCCAUCAAAAUGAUGGAAAGUUUUUUCAAAUCCAUCACCAAAAACGCGAAAAAACGAAGCGAAGCGAAGGGAUUGCGGAUGUCAACCGUUCAUCGUCGAACAAAGAAGCCGAAAGCUGGUACCACUAAUUUCUCAAUAGAUAAAAUCGCUAUCUUCAAUAACCAAUCUUCUGAAGAAAACGGGACAUGAACGAGUAGUCUUAAAGAGAAUGAUGAGAAUGACGAGAAUGGCGUAAGUGACGAAUAGGAACGAGGCUUGAGGAAAAUAUAUUGUUUAAUAUAUAUUGUAGAUUUAGUUAUGCGUAAGUUUAUCUGCUAUCAUAAUUAGUAAUCAUAAGCUUCAUGGUUGGUUGCAAACCCAUUUUUAAAUAAU